AUCGUCGUCUCUGUCAAUUCCUCUGAAUCGAUUCGACUGCAAAUCGGCGUUUCUCUUAUAUAAAUCAUCAUCCACUCCCAUUCCAUUCAUUCAAUAACGUUCCUUAAUCCAUCUUAAUUAGAUGCAUCCUUCCACCUCCAUGUGUUUCCUCUCAUAUAUAAAUCCUUUUGUAUCAAUUCAGUUCAAUCCAAAUUCUAUAUCCUCCAUACGACAACAUUGAUCGACAACAGUGAUAUCCGCUCAUGCUUCCCGGAAAUCUCAAGUUGUCCUCAUCGAUGAACAGGCUUCAUCUCAUCUAAUCGUGCUACACUAUACGAGCCUCCAGAAGCUAAUUACAGCCUUCAGAAUUUCUUCGCAACCUUAAUGUACUGAGAUUGCUAAGCUGGUGAAUGAGGAGGUCAUAACUAAGGCUGAGGCAAUGACUAUUGGUGAAAUGAAAUGUGAAAAACAAAAAAGAUUGCAGCCAGGCACCAAAAAGUUGGAGAGAAGCCUCUUCUGUCUGUUUCAACAUUUGUCCAGGCAGAUCGCAUUUACAGUGCUUCUUGCGGUUCCAGCUCUGUUGUAUGCUAUUAAUAACUACCUCAAGUUCACAAUGCAGCUAUAUUUCAACCCUGCUACUGUGAAGAUGCUUAGCAAUCUAAAGGUUCUGGUCAUUGCUCCUCUGUUGAAGAUGGUAAUGAAGCGGCGGUUUUCCAUCAUUCAGGGACUUGCUCUGUUGCUGAUAGGGAUUAGCGUAAAUCAGCUGCGUUCUCUUCCUGAAGGUGCUACUGCCAUUGGAAUUCCUCUUGCUACUGGUGCAUACAUAUGUACUGUUAUCUUUCUCGCACACUUUGACACAACCAAGAAGAAGAUGAUGAAAGUUGUCAUUCUGGAUCCUAUCGAGGACUCAACAGAGCCAAAAAUAGAGAAAACUGAUUCAUUGCUUGGUUGGAACAAAAUAACUUUCAAUUUCCGUACAAAGUUGUCCAGUCUAAAGACAAUGGUUUGGGAGAAUGUUCUACUUGAUCAUGAGCUGAUGAGGUACGUUGUCUGUAAUUUGCCAUAG
Messenger RNA from Eruca vesicaria subsp. sativa (arugula), 1045 nucleotides. The record is from the annotation of a GenBank genome assembly. Lineage: Eukaryota; Viridiplantae; Streptophyta; Magnoliopsida; Brassicales; Brassicaceae.